UGGGCUAUAGGUGGCAGCAGCAGCAGCAGCAGCAGCAGGAGGAGGAGGAGGUGAUAAAGCUUGGCUCUCCGAGCUGAAAGGGCAGCAGAGGCGGCAGGUUUGCACUGUCAGGUCCUGCAACCUACCACAGUACGGAAUGCAGAUGGCUGUAGCAGCGCUGGUCACCUUGAGCAGAAUCUUUGUGGUUGCUAGCUUCCUUCUUGUGUCCGAAGCCAGGACAUCAGCAGAUGCUAUUAGAAGUAUCCAAAUUUUUGGAUUGAAUGAGACACAAGUGAUGCAAAGUGUGACCUUCUCUCUGCAUGUCACUGGGAGUUUUCCACUGACUUUAUGCUGGCUCAUCAAACCAGACUGUGUCCAACUAGAAGGGAAUGAGUGCCACCUGGUGGUGGUAAAUAGCACCUCCUACAACUUGAACCACACCUUCAAGGAUCCAGGAGAAUACUGUCUUAGUCUCCGAGUCCAGAAUAGCAUCAACCAUCUGCAUCAGUAUCACCUUAUUAAAGUGCAGGCUGCUGGCAUCCACCCAGCAAUCUUUGUUUUGCUCUGUGUCUUACUCAUCUCAGGAAUGUUGAGUUUCAUCAUAUGUGUGACCUACCGGAAUAGCACCCAGCAGAAGGACUUGGUAGAGGUGGCUGAUUUCGACUUCUCCCCUAUGUCUGACAAGAGCCCGACUGGUCCAAAGCCUGAAAGAUGCUGUAUGAGGAUGUGCUUCCUUUGCCCAUCUUCACAUCAUCAGAAGACCAUCAGAGAGUCUCACUGGCUGCUGCAUCCUUUCUAUAAGCCAGUCAAAAGCUAUUCAGUGUGAACAAUAAACCUAGCUGGAACAUUUAAGUUUUAAGCCUGUGCUGACUUCAAGCCUUGGAUAGAGUUCAGAGCAUCUGCUGGUAUAUAUGGUUUAUUUUUGCAGAGCAAUUUGAAAUCAAAAAACUUGAUGUAGUCCAGUAACCUAAAACUAUCCUUUAUUGUCCUAUGCCAUAGGAACCGAAAAUAUGUCUGAUUGCCUUGAAUUUUUGAUAUUCACUUAGAUGGAUGUGCCACAGUUUCAAGAUGCGCUGGACAUUUUGUCCCUGAGACUCUCUAGGUGCAUGUUUACCUAUCUAAUCUAUUUGGAAUUUAUUCACCAGGGACUGACUUAUUACUGACUGUUAAAAAAAAAAAAAGGUAAAGAAUAAGACUAUUUAAAAAACAACGCACUUUCUUCUAAUGUGUUCCCUCUGUGGAAGUUCACUUGUAGAUUCUUGAGGGGCAAAUAUGGACCUAUGGUCAUGGAUACAGGGAAUUCCCAGGAGAGAAAACGCCUUCUACCCAUUCAGGUCAGCACCUUCUCUGUAAUUUACAAUCUCAGAGAACUAUCUUGAGCAAUGAGAAAUUAAGUGAUUUGCUGGGGGUCACUUAGGACAUGAGAUUUGAAACUGGAUGUUCCUGCAUCAAGAGCAGCUCUCUAUUCAUCUUGCCAAGCUGCUUCUCAUGUAAUUGCCUUACAGGGCACAUUAGUGGCAAGUCUGACCCUGGUUUCUAUUAGAAUUAAAUGGAAAGAAGUCAGACUUUACUAUCGCAUAAGAGGCUCAUUCACCUGACUUCUACUUCUCAAUGCUCCCUGCCUUGCAUCAUGUUGCUUCUGAGCUAACCUAUUUCCAGAAAAUUUCCUGCUAUGCCAGGGAUAUCUAUCUGCAUUGUUCAGAAAGAAGUAGUAGCAGCAAACCAGUUUUAGUACCUUCUUUAUUUGAAGCUCUCCCAUCACGGGAGUUGGGGGAGCUAGGGAUGUUGUUGCCUAGAAAAUGUGAAAGCCAAGGUCUAGGUCACAGGUCCUUGGAUAUGGAAAAUCAGAGCCAUUUGUGCUGCUCUCCCAGCUGUGACUUUGGCCAUCUUGAAUUUCAUUCUGAACAAAAUGCCUUUCAAUACUGCAAAAGCCAAGAUCUAGAUGGAAACAACCUCUCCUUCAGAAAAAUCUACACCUUUACCAUUUGCCUCAGUGACUCAGAGCUGUGGAAGAAGGCAUGAAAAAUUCAGACAAAGGGAAGUGAAAAUGGCUUAGGAUAGAGUCCUGAGUCUGGUAAAAUGAAAUGUGUUGGCAGGAGACCCUGUUCUUUUUUCUUUGCAGGUCAGUGACCUGGAAAAGGAAUGUACAGCAGGGUGGUGCAUUCACUGAUUCAAAGCCACAAGGAGAAAGCAAUUAAGUGCUGCUUCUGAUCACGGUACAAGUACAUAAGUCACUGGAGCAGCCAAGCAAGCCAAAUGUUGGGAGAAUGAGAUGAGGGACUGGGAGACAUUACUGGGAGAUAUUGCUGUUGUAAUUGCAUCCUACCAGACGUCGGCAAAGUGGCGUUAAUACUGUCACGCGGUUCAUUAUUAAGAAAUACUGGUACUACUGCCAAAAUAAACUCAUAGAAUCUGAGUAUA
Molecule: messenger RNA, 2400 nt
Organism: Antechinus flavipes (yellow-footed antechinus)
Lineage: Eukaryota; Metazoa; Chordata; Mammalia; Dasyuromorphia; Dasyuridae
Gene: TMEM130
Product: transmembrane protein 130
Exons: 5
Coding region: 137-805 (222 amino acids)
Source: RefSeq, a predicted model, not a curated record